Molecule: messenger RNA, 5401 nt
Organism: Blepharisma stoltei
Lineage: Eukaryota; Ciliophora; Heterotrichea; Heterotrichida; Blepharismidae
Source: the annotation of a GenBank genome assembly
AUGGAAACAUAUACGUGACCCCUCACUGAGACUAAUUCUUUCAGACUAAUAUUUUUUCGCCUAUUUUUUUUUUGCCUAUUUUUUUUUAGCCUAUUUUUUUUUAGCCUAAAUUUUUUUUGGCCUAAUAUUUUUGUGCCUAAUAUUUUUUGGCCUAAUUUUUUUUGCCUAAUUUUUUUUGGCCUAUUUUUUUUGGCCUAAUUUUUUUUGGCCUAAUUUUUUUUGGCCUAAUUUUUUUUUGGCCUAAUUUUUUUGGCCUAAUUUUUUUUGGCCUAAUUUUUUUUGGCCUAAUUUUUUUUGGCCUAAUUUUUUUGGCCUAAUUUUUUUGGCCUAAUUUUUUUUGGCCUAAUUUUUUUGGCCUAAUUUUUUUGGCCUAAUUUUUUUGGCCUAAUUUUUUUUGGCCUAAUUUUUUGGGAUAAAAUUUCUCUAUCCAACUCCUCAAUGCUCUAUAAUAUAAUACUUUCAAGUUAUUUAUGCGGAUGUGAGAUAGAUUCUAACUUUAAUACUCCUUCUUAUAUUAAACUUAAUAUUUUGAUGAGUAAAUAUAAGCAUAUCUCUGAGCUCAUUUUCCUGUUUUCCUCAUAUUUUAAGCUUACUCCCCCCCCCCAUCCUUGAUCGAACGAUUGACUGUAAAAAUUCCUAAAAUUUAGGGAAAUUAACCCCCAUCCUUGAUCGAACGAUUUUCAUAUCAUGCAAAUUUUUAUAUAUAUAAAAAAUAUAUUAGCUAUCAAAAACUUGGGAAGAUGUAUCUAAUGAAGUUGCUUUGAGAGUUUUGAGACAACAGAAAGCUGCGAAAUCAGCCAUUCGAAGUGAUUUAACCAUCGGCCUCGGCUUAAAAGCUCAAUAAUCUAUAAAAUAGAGAUUCUUUACUCCCCCCUUUAAAUUGGAACUAAAAAUUUUGUUCUAUUUUUUUUUUUUAAAAAAAAUAUCAAUAUAAAAUUUUUUAUAAAAUAUAUAAAAAUUUAAAAAAAAAAUUUCAAAAACUUAUCGAAUUAGAUUAAUAAAUUUGUUCAAUAAAAUGCUAUUUACUCUUUAUCCUUUAAAACAAAGCAAGAUAUAACUAAAUUUUCAUUAUUAGUUAAUGCGCCACUCAAAAAAAUUAGGCCCAAAAUAUUAGGCCAAAAAAAAUUAGGCCAAAAAAAUUAGGCCAAAAAAAAAUUAGGCCAAAAAAAAUAGGCCAAAAAAAAUUAGGCCAAAAAAAAAUUAGGCCAAAAAAAUUAGUCCAAAAAAAUUAGGCCAAAAAAAUUAGGCCAAAAAAAAUUAGGCCAAAAAAAAUUAGGCCAAAAAAAAUUAGGCCAAAAAAAUUAGGCCAAAAAAAAUUAGGCAAAAAAAAUUAGGCUAAAAAAAAUUAGGCCCAAAAAAAUUAGGCUAAAAAAAAUUAGGCCAAAAAAAUUAGGCCAAAAAAAAAUUAGGCCCAAAAAAAAAUAGGCCAAAAAAAAUUAGUCCAAAAGAAUUUGACCCAGAGAGGAGGAACCAACAUAUAUGCUUACUUUACUAGAUGCCAAUAUAAGAGCUGAAACUAUCUCAGAAUUAUCAUACGAUAUAACUCUGCUGCUCACUGAGAAUUCAGGGUUCUCUGGAAUCUUAAAAGCCGAGUUUUUCUGCCAAAGUACAAAAAAUCGUAUUUUCCUUGAUUUUCAUGGGAAAGAAGUCCAUUCUUUAUCAAUAAAUAAUGCAAGGCAAAAGUCUUUUAUAUACAAAAACAGCCAAAUUGAUUUAAAUGAUUUAGUAAUAGGCAGAAAUUUUGUUGAAGUCGAAUUCGAAAAUGAGUAUUCUCAUGAUGGAACUGGCUUGCAACAGUACAGAGACAAAGAAGACCAGGAAGUUUAUGUUUAUUCUACCUGCAGCCCAUUCGCAGCAAAUCGAAUAUUUCCAUGCUUUGACCAGCCAAACUUAAAAGCCUCUUUUUCCUUGUCAGUUUUUGCUCCGCCAUCAUGAAAAGUAAUUGCGAACGAAAAGCAUUCCAGAAUUAUCCCAAUACCUAGAAUUCCGUUUUCCAGCCCUUUAUCCCUUCACAUUUUCCAUAAAACCCCUAAAAUAAGCACCUAUUUAUUCGCGGUAUGUGCUGGACCCUAUUCAGAAUUUCGAAACGAUAACAAUGAGCUUUCUUUAGAUUUAGGCUUUUACUGUAGAAAAUCUAUUUCUUCUUAUUUUGACUCAACCACCUUUUUUAAUUGGACAAUAAAAAGUUUAGCAUUUUUCAAUGAAUUUUUUGAUUAUAUUCUUUUUCCAUUAUUUUUUCUUAAAAAAUAAGCUUAUUAAGCGUACUAAAAAUUCAAUAUAGCCCAGAAUAAAUGCCCAUUUUCUAAGUAUGACCAAGUUUUUAUCCCAGAAUUUAAAUGGACAGCUAUGGAAAACGUUGGCUGUGUGACUUUUCUUGAAUGAAUUAUGUGGUGGAAUUCACAAAUAGGGAAAUCCCAGAACCUAGGAGUUUUUCUCCAUGAAAUGUCCCAUGUGUGGUUUGGGAAUGUGGUUACUAUGAAAUGAUGAAACGACUUGUGGCUUAAAGAGAGCUUUGCGACAUUUUUGUCUUUUCUGGUAAAAGAUGCGGGUGCAGGUCCAAUGAUCGCACACUUUUGAUAGUGUGCAUUUCACCGAAGCAAAUUUUGUCGAAAAUUGAUUGAAACGAGACCUUUGACCAAAAACAACAGUUAAAUUUCGACCAAAUGCCACACUAUUUAAAAAUUUUCGACCAAAUGUACUUAUAUCAAAAAUCCGCUGUCAUUUGACAUGGAGCUAAAAGAUACCAUUUUUUGUGAGGAAUUUCCUGAUACUUGGAUUGAAUUUUUUAUCAAUAAGAAGCGUGGAUAUGCUAUUGAUGAGCUGAGUACUACACACCCCAUUUCGAGCAUAAUUGAAAAUACGAAUCAAGCUGAGACGAAUUUUGAUGGGAUUUCUUAUAACAAAAGCUCAGCUAUUUAAAAUUUAAAAAAAUUUUAAGGAAGAAAUGUAAUUAUUUAUAUUUUAUUUUAUUAAAAAUAGAUUAUUCUUGCUAUUGAUGAUGGUUGUAGUAAUCAAUAAUGGUAUAUAUUAAAACAGCUUUAUUUUUUGGUAGGUAAAGAAGUUUUUGCAGAAAGCUUAAAAAGUUACAUUAAGAAAUACCAAUUUUCUAAUGCAGAUUUCCAAGAUUUAAUUGAUAUUAUAAUAGAGCAGGCCUUAGAUUCAGAUAUUUCUAUUCAAGAUUGGGCUGAGGACUGAAUUAAAACUGCAGGUGUAAAUGAAUUAGAGCCUAUUAUAAGCAGAGACGAAAGUAGAAAGAUAGUAAAUUUUAUUGUAAAGCAAACCCCUGGACUAUUAGAAUUCCCUACAUUAAGAUAUCAUAAAAUCAAUGUAGAAUUCUUUGACUCUUCAAUGAAUUCUAUCCAAAAAUUUACAAUUAAUGUACUUCCACAGCUGGAGACUGUUUUCGAUCAAUUUAAUGGCAUUGAGGCUCACUGCGCAAUAUUAAAUGUUGAUGACUGGGGAUACUGCAAAGUCAUAAUUGACGAAUUUUCAAUGAAAAGUCUAAAAAAGCAUUUUUCAAGCAUUUCAAACCCAUUAACAAGGCUUAUCAUUUAUAAAGCACUUUGGGAUAUGGUGACAGAUAUCAAGCUAUCUGCUGUCGAGUUUAUUGAAUGUUUUAUAGCAGCUCAAAUCCCGCUAGAAACAAAUCUUUAUGUUCUAUACCAAUUAUGCAAUGAAUAUCUCUUUAAUAGAUUUUAUAUUAAACAAAACAUAAAAUAAGCUAAUAAGCAUAGAUUAUGCAUUUAAUAUAGCAACCCAAGCAAUGAAUUUUAUUCCAUCUGAAGCUUUAAAAGAGCAAGUCAUGCACGAGAUAUUCAACAUCAUAGUCAAUAAGAUUGAAAAUUCAGUCAACGAUGAAGAACUAUUUCUAUUUAAAAAUAUGUCUUAUCAAUUUCUUUAUGCCAAAAGUGAUAUUGAAAGGUGUUUAAAUUGACUGAAAAAUAAUGCAACUGAUGUAAAAAAUUGAGAGCUUGAAUGCUAUGAGAGGUGGAAUAUUCUAACUCACCCUGACUAUGACCGAAUGCUUAUAAAUUUAUUAAAAAUUGGGAAAUUUACUCAUCAUCCUUGAUCGAACGAUUUUCAUAUUAAUCAAUCAUGAAAUCGUCACUUUGGCCUGCCUAAAAUCUUAUUACCUAUUUUAGCAAUAAAAAAUAUAGUCUUUUGGCAUUAUUUCUGAUCGGCUCCCACUAGCCAAAAAUGAGUUUCCACGUGGAAUUUCUGGAUUUUCACGCGUGAAAUCCAUCUUUGGCUCGGGAGCCGAUCAGAAAUUUAAGCAACUAAUAAUAUAGAGCUAUUACAGUAUAAUUGCUCCUAACAAAUAUAAUACAGUUUCCAGCAUAUUUGUUGGCAUAUCGCAUAUUUCUAUACUAAUUGACCAAGAAUAGCCCACUAUGGAGCCAUUCUUGGUCUGCCAGAAAAAAUUUUGACAAAAAGAUCCUAAUCUGCCAUUACCACUGAGUUUUGGUGUUGCCAAUUUUUUUGGGCAAGCCAAAUGCAAUAAAAAAAAUUGUUCUUUUGCGAUGAUGCAUUUGGCUUGUCAAAAAAAUUUGGAAACACCAAAACUCAGUGGUAAUGGCAGAAAAAGAUCCUAAUCUGCCAUUACCACUGAGUUUUGGUGUUGCCAAUUUUUUUUGACAAGCCAAAUGCAUCAUCGCAAAAGAAACAUUUUUUUUAUUGCAUUUGGCUUGCCCCAAAAAAUUUGGAAACACCAAAACUCAGUGGUAAUGGCAGAUUAGGAUCUUUUGUCAAAAUUAUUUCUGGCAGACCAAGAAUGGCUCCUUAGUGGGCUAUUCUUGGUCAAUUAGUAUAUAUUUCAUAUAAAAAAAGUAUUAAUAUCACAACUAAAAAUUAGUGAAAAAUUUUAAUGACAAUCCAUUUGAUUGAAGGGGUAAGAGCUUAUUCGGCCAUAAAUGUAAAUGCUGAAGCAUUUAUUUUGGAAGAGACAAAUAUAAAUAAAAGCUCAUCUGGCCAUUUUGCAAAACUAUUUUGUGACGCUGCAUAUCCAGAUAUAGGGAAAAAAGAAGCUGCUUGAAAUAUGCUUAUAAACAAUGGAGAAAAACUGUCAAGUAAAGAAAGGCUGGAGUUUAUGAAAGGGUUUAAUAUCUCACGACAAAAAGAUGUGCUAAGUCCUUUUAUAGACACAUUUUUUUCCAGUCUUCGCAGCAUUGUAAUUGAAGCUGGGCCAGAAUUUUCAAGAGCCUUUUGCCAAUAUAUGUUACCUUCAUCCAGAAACGCUGAAGACAUUAUAGAAAAAAUAGAAAUUGCCAUAGAGAAUAUGCCAGAGGAAAGGCUAGACAUUAAAAGAAUAUUAAGAGAAUCAGCAGAUAAAUACCAAAAAUAUAAAAUAGGCAGGAAUUUGUCUCAAGAAUAUUUAGAUAAAAAAUUAAGGGUUAGGAUUUAA